Messenger RNA from Hippocampus comes (tiger tail seahorse), 408 nucleotides. Its product is annotated as vesicle-fusing ATPase-like. NCBI's taxonomy places the organism in Eukaryota, Metazoa, Chordata, Actinopteri, Syngnathiformes, Syngnathidae. Gene Ontology annotation, biological process: intra-Golgi vesicle-mediated transport; SNARE complex disassembly; Golgi to plasma membrane protein transport. Gene Ontology annotation, molecular function: ATP hydrolysis activity. The record is from RefSeq and is a predicted model, not a curated record. The transcript is spliced from 3 exons. The annotation marks the transcript as partial. Gene Ontology annotation, cellular component: Golgi stack.
AAAAAAGUUUGCGAUGGAAUGUUUCGGUAUUGGUAAUAAAUUUCUGUCCUCAAGUGUCCAACUACAACUUCGACAAGUCCAAGCAGUGCAUCGGUGCCAUGACCAUCGAGAUUGACUUCCUGCAGAAGAAGAGCACCGACUCCUCACCGUAUGACUCGGAUAAGAUGGCCGCCGAGUUCAUCCAGAAGUUCAACAGCCAGGGCUUUUCUGUCACGCAGCAGCUGGUCUUCAGUUUCUGCGACAAACUCUUUGGACUGGUUGUCAAAGACAUUGAGGCGAUGGAUGCCAGCAUCCUCAAAGGCGAAGCGGCCUCUGGAAAGAAACCGCAGAAGAUUGAUGUUGGGCUACUGGUGGGAAACAGUCAGGUGAUUUUUGAGAAGGCGGAGAGUUCAUCCUUGACACUUGUUG